UUUUUUUCAUUCAUAAUUUUAACUAUUAACGUUUAUUCUUUUAAUUAAUUAAUCAAUCAAACUUAUUACAAUGGUUAACGCAAUUUUAUCUAAAAAAAGAAAGUUAGUAGCCGACGGUGUUUUCUUCGCCGAAUUAAAUGAAUUCUUCACCAGAGAAUUAGCUGCUGAAGGUUAUGCUGGUGUUGAAGUUAGAAAAACUCCAACCAAAUUAGAAGUUAUUGUUAAAGCUUCCAACACCAAAGAUGUUUUAGGUGAACAAGGUAGAAGAAUCCAUGAAUUAACUUCAUUAAUUGUUAAGAGAUUCAAAUUAUCCCCAGAAGGUAUUGUUAUCUAUGCUGAAAGAGUUGAAGAACGUGGUUUAAGUGCUGCUGUUCAAGCUGAAGGUUUAAAAGCCAAAUUAUUAUCUGGUUUACCAAUCAGAAGAGCUGCUUAUGGUGUUUUAAGAUUUGCUAUGGGUGCUGGUGCCAAGGGUGUUGAAGUUGUUAUUUCUGGUAAAUUAAGAGCUGCCAGAGCUAAAUCUCAAAAAUAUGCUGAUGGUUUCAUGAUUCAUUCUGGUCAACCAACCAAUGAUUUCAUUGAUAUUGCCAUUAGACAUGUUUUAAUGAGACAAGGUGUUUUAGGUGUUAAAGUUAAGAUUAUGAAGGAUCCAGCUGCCAAUAAGAGAGGUCCAAAAGCUUUACCUGAUGCUGUUAAAAUCGAUGAAGUUAAAGAUGAAGGAGAAAUCAUUAGAGCCCCAACUGUUAAGUCUCAUAAACAAGCUCCAGCUCCAGCCCCAGUUGCUGCUGCUCCAGCUGUUGAAACUGCUGAACCAGUUGCUGCUUAAGUUAAUUAAAAUUUGUUAAUAAUCAUAUAAUAUAAUACAUUUUUUUAAUUUUCUUAUACCAAAUAUUUGUGAUU
This is a messenger RNA of Scheffersomyces coipomensis, 897 nucleotides long. It is a transcript of the gene RPS3, whose product is annotated as 40S ribosomal protein uS3. Gene Ontology annotation, cellular component: cytosolic small ribosomal subunit; nucleus. Gene Ontology annotation, molecular function: RNA binding; structural constituent of ribosome. The transcript has a single exon. Gene Ontology annotation, biological process: translation. The record is from RefSeq and is a predicted model, not a curated record. Bases 71 to 823 code for a protein of 250 amino acids. NCBI's taxonomy places the organism in Eukaryota, Fungi, Ascomycota, Pichiomycetes, Serinales, Debaryomycetaceae.